AUGGGCAGCGCGGCGCCCCCGCCCCCCGCCCGCGGCCCCAGCCCCGCCCGCCCUUCCCGGCACCUCCCUCCGGCGCGCUCUUCCCGGCGCCUCCCGCCGUCGCCCCGCUUUCCAGGCCCUCGCUUUAUGGGUGAGGUCCCGACGGAGAGACGUUGGCAACGCCGAGGCGGGACCCCCAGGAGGACCUCUUGCUCUCCGCCCUUACCCCUGAGUUACUUCAUCCCAAGGCCCCAGUGGGCUUUCGGGCCGGGAGUGACACCCAUCCCCGCUCGGAGAAGUAGGAGGAGCGGUGACUCCUGGAACAGCCCGCGAGCGGGGGAGGGCAGAUGCUGAUGCUGAUGAUGCUGAAGAUGAUGGCAAUUUUUGAUAAUGAUGACGAUGAAGAUGCUAUCCUUGAAGACAAGGACCAGGAGGGAGCCCUUCUCUCAGAAUGGAGCCAGAGCCAGCACCACGGGCAAAGGGCUGAUCAGGAUGCAGCACUGCCUAGCAUGUGAUCUGAACUGGAGUUAGGCCACCUGUGACCUCCUCAGGGCUCCAUUCUAAUUGUUUGUGUGGCCUCACCAAGUGUCAAUUUCCUCACCUCUAAAUGGAAAGAUUACCUGA
Leopardus geoffroyi (Geoffroy's cat) is the source of this 603-nucleotide messenger RNA. Its product is annotated as extensin-like. Lineage: Eukaryota; Metazoa; Chordata; Mammalia; Carnivora; Felidae. The transcript has 2 exons. The record is from RefSeq and is a predicted model, not a curated record. Bases 1 to 333 code for a protein of 110 amino acids.